Cydia fagiglandana is the source of this 410-nucleotide messenger RNA. RefSeq lists its product as uncharacterized. The record is from RefSeq and is a predicted model, not a curated record. NCBI's taxonomy places the organism in Eukaryota, Metazoa, Arthropoda, Insecta, Lepidoptera, Tortricidae. Bases 64 to 384 code for a protein of 106 amino acids. The transcript is spliced from 4 exons.
UGUAUUUCAAUUUUAUGUAUUUUAAUUUUUUAGAUGGACACGUGACUUAUUCGAACCAGAAUCAUGCUGAGGAUAUUAUUAUUGUUUUAUAUAAUAAUUGCUGUUACUAAUGGGCAUCGUGAUAAAUUAACCAACGAUGCAGAUCUGCAAUCGGAGCUCCUACCGCAAGAGUUGAAUCCGUUCUUUGUACCCGCGGAAGAGUCACAAAUGCAAGCCAUGCCUCUACCGCUGCGUUUACGUCGUGAGUCCGAAGUCGUCACAAUACCGGAGAACACCACAAUACAGCAGGUGAAGACUUACACCCGUAUCGUCGCAGGAGUCGUUUUAGUGCUGUCCGCCAUUGUGGAAAUCGUGUCGUACAUUUUGGAGACAUACGCCACAUAAUUUAGAAAUAAACAUGUUCGUUAUAA